AUGGCCGCAGCCGAUCCGACAUACCCCCUCUACCCUAUUGCUUGCAUCCUGGCUGCAGCAAUGCUACUUCUCGUACUCUUGACCAGUUUCAUCCGCCAGACCUGGAACUUGGGCGUUGCUUUCUUAUGUUUCUGGCUGUUCUUUGAGAACUUGGCCGGUGGUGCCGACGCUAUCAUCUGGUCAGAUAAUGCCGAUAUCAAGCUGUACGUGUAUUGUGACAUUGUCUCGCAUUUAGGCAUAAUCACCUUUGUCGUCAAGCCUAUGGCCACCUUGAUUAUUACUCGCCGACUAUACCUGAUCACGAGCUUGCGAUCCGUAGAAUCCCCUACAAAAGCAGCGAGACGCAGAGAUCUCGCCAUAGAGUGGGCGCUCGGUUUGGGUAUUCCUCUUUUGGUUGCAGGACCUCUCUACUACGUAGUUCAGGAGCUUCGAUUUGAAAUCCUUGAGGGGUUUGGCUGCACCAACUCCUCCGACGCCUCGAUACUCGCCAUAUUGCUUAUUAACACCUGGAAUGUGUUACCUCCUCUGGUAUCCAUCACAGUCUACUACCCUCAUGUCGCUCGAACCUUCUAUCGCCACAGUCGGGAGAUUGACAACUUCCUACAGAGCAACAGCUCGGUAUCUCGAACAAACUACUUCCGCAUUCUUGCUCUUGCAAGCAUCGAUAUUCUUCUCACCUUACCCAUAGGCAUCGCGACGAUCGUGUUGACUGUGAAAGCUAUACUGUUAACUACUACCUCUUUCCCGUUCUACUCUGGUUGGACCUACGACCACACGGAAUGGCAGCCGGUGGCAUUUUCCUACGCAAACAUAGUGUCCGGAGGAACUUUCAGUGUAGCACAACUCUACUUCGCCCAAUGGACAUCGCCCAUCCUCGCAUUCGCCAUCUUCGGCCUCUUUGGCGUCACAUCGGAGGCUCGCGCUUCAUACUGGCGCGUCAUCUGCACCGUCUGCCUCUGGUUCGGCUGGAAGCCUACUCUUCGCACGCGCAGGGCGCGCUCCCCACUAGGAGAUAUCGGGUUCCGCGAGCGUCCUGCUCAGAACUCUAUGUCACUGGGUCUUGAGUCGAAUCCAAGCUAUGUCAACCACGGCGCCCGCGCGCAAGAUCAGGACGGUGGAGACGGCGUCGUGAACGAGGCAGAGAAUGGCUCGGAGAAGGAUGAGAUAGAGGAAGUACGCCGGAGUACUGCCGAGGAGACGUACGACGAGCGCCCGACGCAGGGUUCCGCGUCUUCCCAGGCUGGCUUCGGGGAUGCUUCGGUCAGGAUGUAG
This is a messenger RNA of Peniophora sp. CBMAI 1063, 1272 nucleotides long. Lineage: Eukaryota; Fungi; Basidiomycota; Agaricomycetes; Russulales; Peniophoraceae. The record is from the annotation of a GenBank genome assembly.